AUGUCUCAGGUGCUGGUGGAGUUCUGGAGCAUGCCAAUGAUGACCAGAUCACCAAAUGCUUCAAUGCAGGACUGCCUAGCAAACGGGUACAUCAGCAAGGCAUAA
Aspergillus nidulans FGSC A4 is the source of this 105-nucleotide messenger RNA. RefSeq lists its product as uncharacterized. The transcript has 2 exons. The record is from RefSeq and is a predicted model, not a curated record. Bases 1 to 105 code for a protein of 34 amino acids. NCBI's taxonomy places the organism in Eukaryota, Fungi, Ascomycota, Eurotiomycetes, Eurotiales, Aspergillaceae.